Molecule: messenger RNA, 1835 nt
Organism: Solanum pennellii
Lineage: Eukaryota; Viridiplantae; Streptophyta; Magnoliopsida; Solanales; Solanaceae
Product: E3 ubiquitin-protein ligase RZFP34
Exons: 13
Coding region: 939-1805 (288 amino acids)
Biological process (GO): protein ubiquitination; ubiquitin-dependent protein catabolic process
Cellular component (GO): nucleus
Molecular function (GO): zinc ion binding; ubiquitin protein ligase activity
Source: RefSeq, a predicted model, not a curated record
CCAUUUGAAGGAAUUUCUUGAUUUAGAAGAAUUGGGUGAAGAGAAUGAAGUUCAGUUUAUUUUGUCAUAGUUAAAUGGCUUAUUGUUAGCUUAGUUUCAGUGUUUUUGUGAGGUGUGAAUUUGUGUAUUUUUUUUCCAGAACUAAAAAAAUUAAUUUUUAAAUUUGUUUUGAUGUCUGGACUUGUAAAUUCUUUGUCAUAAUUAGUUGAAAUACUAGGAUUUUGAGUACACAUUGGGAGAAAUUUCGUGAUUUAGUAGAAUUGAUGGAGAGAUAAAAGAUUAGGAAUGAAGAUAUUCGGGACAAGGUCGGAAUGACUUUCGUGUUCGACGAAGGAGUGAGAGUGAGAUGAUUCGGGGAUGUAAGGAGGAGAUGCGCAAAUUUCCCAGUGAGGAGGUUUGAGAGGUUAUUGACUAUGGCGGGUUUAAUGAGAGGUAGGGGUAGGGCGAAAAAUACCGGAGAGAGGUGAUUAGACAUGACAUCAUGCAUCUUUAGUUUAUCGAAGACAUGUCCUUAGAUAGUAGUAAAUGAAAGGUCGCGUAUUAAGAUAGAAGGUUAGUAGUUAGUAGAGUAUUGUCUUACUUCCUUGAGCAAUAGGCUCGGUGUUAAUUUGGUGCGCAUUAUCUGCUCAUACAGUAGUAGUAGCAUUAUUCUCGUUGUUUCUUGUCCUGCGAUUGUUGUGAUUAUCUGUUGUCUCACGUGCUUUGAGUUAUCACGUUUUUUGGCUAUAGUUAUUGUUCCUUGUCUUAUGAAUGCUAUGUAAUGUUUUCCCUAUUAUUUGCUAUGUCCUCUUUACUUCUUUAUUUUUCUUUUUUCGAAAUGCUUACUUGAUCUGACGGUCGUUCGGGAACAACCUCUCUACCUCGUGGAGGUAGCGGUAAGGGAUUUUUGAGUAUCCGUUGGAAAAAAUAAUCUUGAUUCAGUAGAACUGGUGAAGAAAAUGGAAUGUACUUUGGAGGAACAUAUAACCACUCUUUCUUUUACUGGUGAUGAAUCUACGAUGGAGAUGGGUUCCGGGAAUUACGGGUGCUCGCAUUAUAGAAGGAGAUGCAAAAUUAGAGCACCUUGUUGUGAUGAGAUAUUUGAUUGCAGACAUUGCCAUAAUGACUCAAAGAAUUCUUUAGAUGUUGAUCCACUCGAACGACACGAUAUUCCUCGUCAUGAUAUUAAAAGGGUCAUUUGCUCAUUGUGUAAUACUGAACAGGAUGUUCAACAAAAAUGCAUCCAGUGCGGGGUUUGCAUGGGGAAGUACUUUUGCUCAAAAUGCAACUUCUUCGAUGAUGAUGUCUCGAAGAAUCAAUACCACUGUGAUAAAUGUGGAAUCUGCAGAACGGGUGGCGAGGAGAAUUUCUUUCACUGUGACACAUGUGGAUGCUGCUAUACAAAUUCAAUGAAGGAAUCACAUAAAUGUAUAGAAAGAGCGAUGCACCACAAUUGCCCUGUUUGCUUUGAGUAUAUUUUUGAUACAACAAAAAACAUCAUCGUCUUGCCUUGCGGUCACACAAUGCAUCUGGAAUGUGUCAUGCAGAUGGAACAACAUUUCCAGUAUUCUUGUCCUGUUUGCUCAAGAUCAUACUGUGACAUGUCUCGAGUCUGGGAGCAACUGGACCAGGAGGUUGCAUCAACAGAUAUGCCUGAAAUGUAUCAGGACAAGAAGGUUUGGAUUCUUUGCAACGACUGUGCAGAAACAUCUGAGGUUAACUUUCAUAUAGUAGCACAUAAAUGUCCAAGUUGCAAAUCCUAUAAUACAAGGCAGACAAGAGGAGGGUCCAGUUCAUGCUCUAAUAUUACCGAAAUGGUUAGAUGAGGUUCUUCAUCGCGACAUUGACAAGCUUUU